Messenger RNA from Chaetomium fimeti, 2994 nucleotides. RefSeq names its product heterokaryon incompatibility protein-domain-containing protein. Bases 333 to 2681 code for a protein of 782 amino acids. The record is from RefSeq and is a predicted model, not a curated record. NCBI's taxonomy places the organism in Eukaryota, Fungi, Ascomycota, Sordariomycetes, Sordariales, Chaetomiaceae. The transcript has 4 exons.
ACAGUAACAACCCAGCGUCGGCGAGGUAUGUUGGGGCAUAUCAUGCUUGAGAGUUCGGCUAACUUGAAACCACUGCUUGCUAUUUGAACGUUAGUGGUCGGACUACCGGUGAAAGACGGGGGGAUGAUAUGCCCCAGCCUUGUCGCAGGUAGACGGUGGUGGUUGACUUGCUCUCGGCCAACCAUUGAAUAAGCGAGGCUGUCUGUCUUCGUCCAGGUGCCAGUCCUCACGUUCAACCUCGCUCGUCAUUCCUUCUCCAGUCCCUUCUCAGCGGGGCAUAAUUAUUGGUUAUUAAGUACGGGUAUUUUACCUACUAGAUAGGUACCUUACCCAUGGAGCAACAUGAUGCUUUCGAGGUAGCCCAUGUUUGCUCCCAUUGUCGACAUGGGCUUACAUUCUCGCCCGAAAACCGGUCGGUUGGAACCAAGGCGUUCCUCGACUUUUGCGACUACCUUCACCAGGAUCUUUAUCCUAGAAUGCCCGGUUUAGUUCAGUCCAUCGCCUCGACUGGCUGCCGGUUUUGCUCGUUCCUACUCUUAGCAAUCAGAUCGAGAGACGGCAACGCGGUCGAAAUCGGACGGGGAGCGGACGGAACGGGGGAUAUAUUCCCGCUGCAGCUUCCCCGUCGCGUAUAUUUGGCCUUGCGGUAUUCCUUGCUGGCUACGCCGACGACAAACAAGUCUCGUCCAUUCAUCAUCCGGGUUCUGGCUCUGCAGUUGAUCGUGCAUGUCGAUCCUGCGCCUGGUUUCCCUGUCCAUGUUCCGCCUGAGUCGCUUGCCGAUUCUUCGCUAGGUUAUGUGGCCUGGAAGAGGCUUCGUAGGUUGAAUCCAGAUCGCCCUCGUGGUUUCGUUGCAUGGGGGUUAAGAACUAACACUGCGGAAGCGUCCAUGGGAUCUUUCACCUGGCCAGUCACCUUCGUGUCAGGCCCGAUCGCGCCCUGGUUUUCCGUUGCUAGGCCGAUCUCACAGCACGCCCUGGAAGACGGAGGUAUUGAGUUUAUCACCUCCAACCUCCGAACCUGCUCCGAAUCUUGUCAACACUCCCGCCCCACCGAACCCGCCUUUCUGCCCACGCGGUUGCUUGACGUCAGGGGAGCCAAGAUCAGGGUCAUCGAGACCGCCGCCUCUGGCCCUACCGCCGGCUUGAGGGCACGCAGGGAUACCAGAUACCUGACGUUAAGCUACUGCUGGGGUAAUGCAGAACAGGCCAAGUCGCAACUGCGGCUCUCUAUUGACUCCCAGUCUCAGCUGAGGCGAGGAUUCCCGCCCGAAGACAUGUCACCGGUGCAACAGGAUGCCGUAGCAACGACCCGGGCGCUUCGAGUCCCGUAUCUCUGGAUCGAUGCGCUCUGUAUCCGCCAGGGCGACAGGGACGACUGGGCAAGAGAAUCGUCACAGAUGCACAUGAUCUACUCCGGAUCGUAUGCCACCAUCUGUGCUCUCAUAUCCGCUUCGUGCCAGGAAGGCUUCUUGGCUCGCGGAAGUAACCCAUUCACGGUGAAGCUACCAUUUACCUACCCGGAGGAUGUGCCCGGACACGUUUCGACCUUCGAGAUUGGGAACCGUGCCAUCUACAGCGACGACAGCUCGGGUUUGGACGAGAUGGCUGUGUCGGCAAGGGAUAGCAGUCGCUGGACAACUCGCGGAUGGACGUUCCAAGAGGAAAUCUUGUCGACAAGAACCAUAUACUUUACCAGACUCGGCCUCAUCUUUUCUUGCAGCGAAUACACCCGGGCCGAGUGCGACCACGAGGGGGCCGACGAGGGAGAUGUUGGUGCUUGGUUCAAGGGCAGCACAAUAUCGAACCUCGACAACCAGGCUGACGUGUACGAUGUCUGGUGCGAGCAGGUCAUCCAGUAUUCCAAGAGAGAGCUCACGUCUGUGACCGACGUCUUUCCGGCGCUCUCUGGACUGGCCCAGCAGUUUGCCGCCGCAACGGGGGACGAAUAUGUUGCGGGCCUGUGGUCCAAGGAUCUGGUCAGGCAACUCUCUUGGACUCUGCGGCGGCCCCCACACACGUCGCUCUCCAGCCUGACCCGGGCGCUUGAACAAUCGUUGGCGUACGUCGCGCCAUCAUGGAGUUGGGCAGGGCGAGGGCUGGUCAGCUGCUUUUCUGCCGGGCGCCGAACCCUUGAUCGGCGAUUCACUUGGGGGAGGCACUCGAUCAAAAUUCGACACGAAUACGGCGAGCUGGGGAAGGUCAUCGUCCCGGAAGGCCCUGACCGGUUCGGGCAGAUCUCCUCUGGCGAGUUGUCACUUGUCGCAUACGUACUUCCCCUCGGGUCGGCCCCUUUCUCUUACAUACCUCGCGAGAACAUGCCGUCGGUCGGGGAAUACCAAUUCCACAGGCCUGACGGCAUUUCCAUGAUGUUCGCCUGCUACCUUGACUGGAAGAUGGCCAGCGAUGAAGAGUGGACUCAAGAUCUAUUGCUGAUGCUGACUGGAUCUGUCGAAGCCGAGGUAGUGGGACAAAGCCAGGGUCGAUCGUUCAUGGAGACUGAUCCGUGCGGUUUGAUAAUUCAACCUACGGGAGCCGAAGACAAAUAUCUCCGCGUCGGGACUUUUGAACGCGCUCCACAAAGCUAUCUGGAGCCAUUUCUUGAACAUGAUCCGGCUAGACACCACCGGCUUUCGGUCGAGUUCUUGAAGACGUGUGAGAGGAGGAAUAUAACGCUCAUCUAGUAGUAGAAGAACUCAACCAACAACACUCUACAGCCUCAACCAGUAGGUCCCGCUUUAGCAACAAUCAAAGUAAGAGGUUUGCUGGAGGCAAAUGUCGGGACGCCCAGUUUGAUACUGUUCAUUCCCGUUGAUGAGCAGUCGCAGAGGGCAUCAUCCAUCGAUACGAGAUGACGCAGAAAUCUGCACUUCUGCAUCGCGACGUGGCCCAAUCAGGCGUGUGCGGUUACGCAACGCGGUACAGAGUGUGGGAGGUGCAGGAAGUAAUUGGUGGUUCAAGUUGUGUUCAUUGCGGAAGGAAGUUGGAAGCCUGGAG